Messenger RNA from Folsomia candida, 672 nucleotides. RefSeq lists its product as uncharacterized. Bases 52 to 579 code for a protein of 175 amino acids. The record is from RefSeq and is a predicted model, not a curated record. The transcript has 4 exons. NCBI's taxonomy places the organism in Eukaryota, Metazoa, Arthropoda, Collembola, Entomobryomorpha, Isotomidae.
CUUCAGUCUUGAUCCUGCCAGCCAAAUUCUACCUAAAAAAUUGGUUUCAAGAUGAAUUCCCGGGGGCCAAUGAGUCUUCCAUUUUUUGCCAUCAUCACUGCUUUAGUAUCCACUUUUCCAGGGAAUUUCGCUGCCAAGAUGCGGACGAAUAUCGUCGAGGAGAUCAACAACCACGCCACGUGCAACGGCGAUUCCGUCGUCGUCCCGCCCGAGUGGCUCGUGGAAGUCGGGCUGGCCACUACGAAGUGCUUAUCAAUCACGGAUGAUGAGUGUCACAAAUUGUGCGUCGCUAUGAGUUACGAAGGGCCCGUGAAGAAUGGGAGGCUGGAUAAGAAAUUUUUGCGGAAAGAGUCCCGAAAACUUCAGCUGAGCAAGAAGAACGAAAAGUGGAGGGAGUGGAUGCUCAAAGAAGUUGAGAAAUGUGCUGAUGCGAUGCCCGAUGUUCACAUGCCCACCGACAAGACAGAAUCGUGCCCGGAAGUGAAACCAUUUCAGGACUGUGUAGAAGAUAAAUUUCAGAUUGCGUGUAAAGGCAAAAAGCCAGAUACUGAGCUAUUCCUGAACGAUGACGACGACUAAAAAGAAGUUGAUUUAACGACCCAUUGUUAAAUUUUUGCUGAGAUAAUUGCGAAAUAAUGUAAAUGUACAUAUAUUACAUACACAUAUCAAUUU